CAUUUGUCAACCAUAGCUCUUAGCGACAGAAUUAGAAUUCGUUUGAAAGAGUGUUAUGAUGGAGUGAACAGAUGUAAACAUUUAAAUGAAGAAAAUAUUGCAAAAGUAAUCGAAAAUAUUGGUUUGGUGGAGAAAGGAUUGGAAACUUUUGGGAUGGAAUGUCGAAAUAUUGGAAUUAUCAUUUCAUCUCUGAUAAUUUGUUUUUAUCAUGAAGUUCAUCUAUCAUUGGUCAUAUUGAGUGUUGCACCAUUGGUCAUAGCAUUGAAUAUAGUUUCAAAAAGACUUUCAAAGAAAUCAAAUGUCAUUUUAUCCGACAAAAUUUCCCAAACAAUUCAAAUGGAAAAAGAAUUAUUACUACAAAAAACUUCCAUUGAUAAUAUUACAAACGAUGAAUAUUUGAUAAGAUUAUCAUCGGAAGUGAGAACCUGUACUCGAUAUGCUAUCUUACAUCAAGUCUGGAAAAGCUCCUAUUCCGGAAUCCUAUCAUUCACAAUUUUCACAUUUAUUGGUUGUGGAAUACUUUAUGGUGGUUAUCUUCUUGAUACGAAUCGAAUGAUAAAGAAAGGCGAUAUAUUUAUCAUAGUAUUAUCAAUGGUACUCGUUGCAGAUAGUAUUUCUACAACUAUUACAUAUUAUUUCCAUAUUAAAAAGGCUAUCCAUGCAGCAUCGUAUAUUAGGAAUUUUCAACAAUUUGAUUAUCAAUUUAUGCUAACCCAAUAUUGCAAUCGAUGUUAUUCGUUGGAUGAAUUAACCGUAACACUAAUCAACGCUCCAGCAUUCAAGAAAUCGAUCGUUUUUCCAGGAGGAAAUUUUGUCAUACGUUUCAUAAGUGACACCAGAAGUGUUUUACGUAAUUAUCAUAAUCAUAAAUUGUUUCUCCUUAUUGGUUUCAUCCUGGUCAUAAUACAUGGAUUCGAACAAGCGGCAUACAAUAUUGUUAUAGGACAAAUUUUCACGGCAAUGCUUGGUGACACUCCAAGCAUUCAUGUCUUAACUCUUUGCGCCAUUCAAUUAUCUAUUAUUGGUUUCGCCGUUUUCAUAUCACAAACUACAUCAACUUUGUUAAUAGCUGUAACAUCGGAACAUAUGGCUGUGUCAUUUCGUGUCAUUUUGUUUCGUCAUUUAUUAAAAAUAGCUGAUAAGAAGCCAUUCAAUAAAUGGAAAAUCAACACUUUGGUAGAUGAAAAUAUUUUAUUAACAACUGAAGCAAAAUCGUUUUAUCAUCCGCAUUUAUCAGAAUUGAUAAGACGCAUGUCAUCAAUGAUAACAAACAUCAUUCUUGGUUUCAUUUACAGCUGGGAAAUAGCCUUGCUUGGACUUAUUUUCAUUAUUUUAUGCCUUUUUAUGCAAAUCAAAUUGAAAUUCAAAGUAUUGACUUAUUGCUACAAAUGUACCAAUGAUCAACAUAUUCAGAAAAACACCAACCUAAUGGAAUCAUAUAGCUGUUCUAUAUUUCGAGCAAUAAAUUUCUCAAUUGUGAAAAUAUUUGGAUUUGCAUUGAAAACCAUAUGCUAUACAUUGACCGCAUUUAUUUGCUAUCAUGAAUACAAACAUCAGACACAAGCAUUUAUGAGUGUAAUUACACUAUUUGCUGCAAGUCACGAAGUUGUACAAUUGCCAAGUCUUAUAGGAAAACUUUAUAAAUCAUGGCAAGCAAUGAAUCGAAUAUUCGUUUGCAUGCAUAGUAAAUCAUGCAGAAGUUGUAUGCCAUCCAUUUCAAGAAAUAUUAGAUUAUCAGGCACACAAAAAUGCAAUUCUAAAUCGAUGCGUCACAUCACUAAAAACACAUUUCUAUUUUUACCAGAACUAGAUCUUACUUGUUUCUUCCAAAGAUAUAAGAUAAGGGUAAAAAUACAUGCUACAGAGGCACAAACUACGAAAUGCCGGAAGACUAUGUCUAUCGGAAUUUGGAAUCCAGAAAAUUAG
This is a messenger RNA of Loa loa (African eye worm), 1926 nucleotides long. RefSeq lists its product as hypothetical. The record is from RefSeq and is a predicted model, not a curated record. The annotation marks the transcript as partial. NCBI's taxonomy places the organism in Eukaryota, Metazoa, Nematoda, Chromadorea, Rhabditida, Onchocercidae. The transcript has 12 exons. Gene Ontology annotation, cellular component: membrane. Gene Ontology annotation, molecular function: ATP binding; ABC-type transporter activity. Gene Ontology annotation, biological process: transmembrane transport.